UUCCCUUGACACAUCUUAUUCCUUCAACGAAUUGAAAAAUGGCGUAUUCUUAUAUUAAUUGAAGAUUCGUAAACAAAAUUUGCAAGUUAUCGCUACUGUUCCUUUCAAGUGCAAGGGUCUCUAGGAUGUCACUGCACGACAUGGGAGAUGAGUUCAGUGCGGAUCAGUUCAACAUGGCUCUCAAGGUCGUACUCAAGGUCGAGAUACAGUCAUUGCUGGAUCGUCUAUCGCAGACAGGCGAGGAGACAGUGCUACUGUUUGCCAGUGCGGACGAUCAAUGUACUGACCACCUGGCCUCAUCCAGAGCCAAGAGCUUCGUGGAUACUUCUGACAUUGGGGCCAUCAAGGACAAGUUUCUGAACUACCUCAUGACAGGUUUCCUAGGAACAAAACACAAUAUUCCUUGUCGACCAACGCCACAACAGAAUGCUGUUCAAAUUCACCCACCAGUCACUAUGGGAACACAAAAGAAUGCAGGCUCUGUAAAUAUGCAGAUACCAGCGGGAAACAUGAACAUGCAGUUGAGUUGCCAGUCUGGAAAACGUCCUCUAGACCUAGUCUGUUCUCAGUCUGAGGCAGACGCGAAGAAACGAAAAUUAGACAAUGUUAAUGUGCAAGUGCAAAUGAACUCUCAGACAAAGAUUUUAAACCAGAGCAGCCAAGCCAGUGUAGCUAUCAAACCCCAGCCCCAAACUGCAACAGUAUCUGCCGCCACUACGCCUCAAAAGCAGCAGGUGUCAACAGCAGCUGCGAACCCAAAGUUGACCCCUGCAUCUCAGGCAGAUACUAAACUGAAGACAACCAAGGUCAUGACCUCUGGGGGGUUCACAGAAGAGCGUCUGUCUGACGCGGAGUUUAAAAAGUUCCUCCAGCAGUACAAGCCAGAAAUCCCAGACAGCGUUGAGGAUGACGACACAGUUUCCGGUUCCCAUGUCCAGCAGCCGGGGACCGGAGUAGCAGGGCAACAGCCACAGCGUAACUUUGGAAACGUAGCAAUAACUGUUUCAAAAUCUGGUGCCACGUUGGAUCUCAAACAGGCAGGGCCCAGAUCACCACAGCCUGUUCAAAAUAUUGGCCAGUCAGUAAAAAAGGAGGCUGUGAAAGAUACUUCUAACAGUGUGCAAAAUGUAAAGACUUUUCCAAGGAAAAUUUCAGACGCUUGUUCUAGUUCUGGGCAUGUCCAGGCUAAAAUGUCGCAUGAUGAUAGCAGUGCAAUGAAAACACCUACUAAAAAUGAGCUUGCUGGCACCAACAAAAUUGUUUCCAAGAUACCCUUGGACGAUAUAGAAAACAUAGACACUGAGACGCUAGUAAAAUUGGCAAAAGCCAAGUCCCUUGAAAAUAUGUCAGAAGCUGACAGACAAAUACAGGAAAAACUUGGUCAGCUGUCAUCUAAACUAUCUUGGGUGGUGGAGUAUCCAAAGAACUCGAAAGAUGGCGCCAGUGCUUCCAAACAGUCGCCGGGCAGCUCUGGCAGGAUGUCAAUGAUCGCAGCUAAUAUGAGCCUCAACAAGGAAGCUUCUAUGAUGACAGCUGGAGGAGAGGUGAGUUUACCAGAAGAGUAUAAUGCCUUUGAAGAUGAGGAUGAAGAGGAUGAGGAGGAAUAUGAUGAGGAUGAGGAAUUCAAUGAGGAGGGUCUGGAUGAAGAAGACAGGGAAGCAUUGAGGAAGAUCCGAGAGGAACAAAAGAGACGUGGCUUGACUGCAAUGAACAUAGGGGGUAACAUGAGGGGUCCUCACUUCAACAUGAACGAUCCUCGAAUGGAGGGUUUUCAUAUAGAACAGGACCAGGACUACGAAGAGGGGGAGUAUGAGUAUGAGGAGUUUGGUGAGGGAGAGGAGGGGACUUUUGCUGAGGGGGAGGGGGGUCAGGGGCAUUUUGCUCACGGUUAUGUGGACUCGUCACCUCAUAAAGAUAUGUUUCUCAGGAUGGGAUUGUCGAUGGCAAAGUGUUUGAUAUGUAAUAAAAUUGUGCGGAACUCUGAUAUGAAACAGCACAAUGAGAUGCAUGAACAAGAAAUUGAGGAGGAAGAGGAGGGGGAGGGUGAGGGUGAAUAUGAUGAGGAGGAGGAGGAAGAGGAGGAAAAUGGGGCGGGGAAGGGGGAGUUUGACAAUCAUGAAGCAGGGCAUUACGACCCGGGACAAGGCAAGUAUUCAGGGCAAGGGGAUUAUGAGGGGGAGGGGGAUAUGGAGGAAGGGGAAGAGAAGGGUGAUUACCCUGAGAUGGCUUACACAGAAGAAGGCAUGGAACAGGAGUACUCAGAUCAUCCGGAACAGCCGGACAAUCAGUUUACCGCGGAGCACGUGUUUACGGCUGAGAAAUUGGACACGGACAUUCUUGUGGCGGAGAAGAUUAACUCUGUGAAAGAGAAAGAACCGAAAGUGGAGUGCACGAUGUGUAGUAAGAAAUUAGCAAAUGCGCGGAAUUUGAAAAAACACAUGGAGAAAAUACAUGGUCAAUAGCGCACAUGUUUUCUGAUCAAGAGUUGGUUACGCAAAUAUCUCUGGGCAGUACUGCAUUAGAGUCUAUAAGAAACAGUGUGCGUGGCGACAAUUACAUGGACAGUAGUGCACAUGCACAGGAUUAGUGUUGGUCAUCAGAAAAGAUGCAUGAUCAAAGGAAAGAGUUGGUGAUACAAAUAGACUUACAGUAUCCAGAGUGCACAGGAAAGGUAUUGUGAUAAAGAGAAAUGGAGAGAUGUGCAUAUGCAUACGAAAAGAUGCAGUUCAUGAAGAAAUUUCUUGGAAUCUUCGUGACUGGUAGGCGCGAGUGUGGUUUGCACUGAUUUUGAUUAUGUCUUUACAGGUUCCAUAUACAUGUUAUCAUAAAUAUGGCGGCAUUAGUACUUUUCUGUACCUGGAGAAACAUUACAUGAUGAUCAGGGGAGGUAUUUGGGUUCACCUUGUAGUGUAUUGGUGGUAUUUAAUCAGAGGAACUGAUGAAAGGUUAAAAGACUUUGUGCAUGCAUUUUUUUUUUAAUUUACUUUUAAUUGUAAACAAAAUAAUGUUCAUAGAUUAUACACGUCUUCAGUCUUUACAGUGCUGUAUAAGAGCCAGACUCUUUUUAAAAAAUAGUAUAAUUGUUACACAUGGGGUGUGAUUUUUGCUGCAGAUUUCUAAUGAUACAUGUAUGAUUGAUGCAGGGACCAUUUCUGAGAUUCUUGUCAAUGUGUAGAAAAAUGUGGAUGAAGAGGAAGAGUACAAUUGAUUCUGCGCCAUAGGUCAUAAACAAACCGAAAAGUCCUAUUUUAAACCUAUUUAAAAACUUUCAAAGGAUUAUACCUGCAGCACUAUUUGUGAAAAGAGGUUUAUGGUGACCUUGUAAUGCACAGCAAGCUGGCAAAACUCAGUGGAUAGAGUUUGUCUCCCCUCAUGCUACUCAAUCACACCCUUGUUUCUCAGUUUUCUACACAAUACAAAGUGCUAAACGUUUUAUAUACCUUGAAAUGAAUUUAAGCAUGCUUGAUGAUUGGUUUUGUUUCUUUGAAAACUGGCAGCUAUUGAUCAUGUUAAAUUUAGAUCAGUUUUUCAUCAUUUAAAUAUUAUGUUAUUGUUAACAUAAUAUUAUUUUCCCUCAAGUUUAAUGUUUCUGUACAAAAAAUAUGCAUGAAUUUUAUGUCAGUCAUAAUUUUCCAGUACAAGUUUAUUAUCAUUAAUAAUGAUAAUAUUCAUUAAUUCAGAGGGCUGGAACAGUAUUACCUAUAUAUAAGCCGCACUCAAGCAAACCGGGCUUAUUGCAUGUGCAAAAAGUUUCGCGCCAUAUUAGCCUUUGCUUAGGCUCUGCACAGGAUUACAGCGGACAACAUAUCAGCUUUUAAAAACAAUUUCAUAUAAAGGAAGUCUCUGCUAAACGAAAAUCAAGUCUAAGCUCAAAGUGUUGUCCCUGAUUAGCCAGUGUGCACUUCAUAGGCUUUUCAGGGACAAUACUGUGUGAACAUGCACUUAGCCUGUUUUUUCCAGAGGCUGAUAUAUAAAAGUUAAAAAAAACGCAAUAUUUUCUAUUUUCUUCCUUUCUAUAUAUCUUGUUAAAUUGAGAAGUUGUUCUCUUCAGUCCUUUCCACAUUUUUUAUGGUAAAUUUCUUGUAUUGUUUAAUUUUAUUAUUCACUUCAUUCUUUUGUACAAAUUUGUAAAGCUUUCAUAUUCGUUGUAUACAUCUUGUACAUAUGCUAUUGUCAAUGAAACUUGUGCUGAAUAAUGUUAUUAGAAGGUAGAAAACUGAUGUUGUUUUGUUGUUGUCAAAUACUCUAAACAACACACCUAAUGUUCCUGAUUAAAUUGUAAGAUUUUUUUUAUUAUCUUGAAUUUCUACUUGAAAUUUCAGCUUUGAUUACUUUAUUUGUGUUAUUCAUAGUUGCAUUUAUAGCAAAACUUUGAAAAAAUACUAUAGGAUUUCAUGUUUUAUGCAGAGAUUUAAAUAAAUAAGUCCAUAAUUUUAAUUUGGUUCACCAAACUUUUUAGUUGAGUAAAAGGGCAUUUUUCAGUUUCAGUAAGAAUUUGGUAUUUUUUUCGUACAUUUGUUAAUUGUGUCAAAUACCAUCUUAAUUAUUUAUCAAUACUGACUACGACUGAGCACUAUUUAACAUCAGGAAAUUGAAGGUUACUUAUUUUAUUGGGUUGCCCACAAUAUCUUUAUUUGACCUUCCUGCAUUUGUGUGAUUUGCUUGUGUCAGUCGGUAUGCACAUGGUUAAAAUUAGCUGAACAUUUGAGGCAUGUAUUAUUAAAUUCGUUUGAAAGGCAUACAAGAUAAAGAUCGGAUAGGAAACA
Messenger RNA from Dreissena polymorpha, 4766 nucleotides. RefSeq lists its product as uncharacterized. NCBI's taxonomy places the organism in Eukaryota, Metazoa, Mollusca, Bivalvia, Myida, Dreissenidae. The coding region runs from base 126 to 2462 and encodes 778 amino acids. The transcript has 6 exons. The record is from RefSeq and is a predicted model, not a curated record.